AUGCCGUCUUCCCCACCCCUGCCUCCGUCGCCGCCACAGGCUGAUGCUCCCCCAGGAGACUUUUACCUCAUCGCUCACAAUGCGGCCGUCCAACGCGAGUUCGACCGUCACCAGCUCAGCUGGGCAGUACAGUACGAGCUGGCCCGAGGUGUUGGCAACGGGUGGUGGUCGUGGGAUGCUGUGCGACGAGUGGACCUCUCCAAGCUCAAGGGCCCCAACAUCACUGCCGCACAGGUCCCCGACCUCGUCAACAAGAAGUACGCAGGCAUCGCGACUUUGCGCGAUGCGGAGAUAUGGACGGAGCUGGAUCGCGAACAGGAUGCGCUCAACGAAGGCCGUGCCAGGUCUUUGGGGCUUCAAGGGGACUGGCAGGAAAAGCCGAAUUGGUACGGGGGAAAGGUGCAACAGAUUGCGAGACUGCACGAGCAAGACGGCACGUUCAACCUCGUGCUUGGGAGGAUGCAGUCGCGCAAAUCAUAUCGAUUUGCGCGAUUCCUCUACUCUAGGCGUCUUCUCCAAGUGUCUAUCCCCAAGGACCUCGUCCUGAGUCGAGGCGCCGAACUGCGCCAGUUCUUCUUGCGCAAAUUCGUAAUCUGCGGACGAGUCUUUGCUGCGUGCGGCUCGAAGGAUAACAAGGUCUUCCUCAUGGAGACCCCGGAGGACUAUGAACGCGUAGGGAACCAGCUUUGCGACAAGGAUCGCAUCACCGUCGAAGAUUUCGUCAGUUGGCACAACCCACUGGAACUGAAUGGGAAGCAGGCCGUCUCUAAAUACGCCACUCGCUACGAUCUGGGGUUCUCGAUCUCAAUCUUCCACAUCGACGACGAGUAUGCUCCCCACGACACGCCCAAGCCAGAGGCAAAGCACAUCUACACCGACGGCUGCGGCCUCAUGAACGGCGCCGCGCUCAGGGCCAUCGCGCGCGCCAUGAACCUCAGCGAGCGUCCCACCGCGGUGCAAGGCCGCAUCGGCGGCGCCAAGGGUCUCUGGACGCUGCACCCGUCCCCAAGCCUGCAGCAGCCCGACGGCGUUCCCAAGAUCUGGAUCCGCGCCUCGCAGCGCAAGAUCGAGCAGGGCCGGAUCGACGGCAAGCGGCACCCCGCGCACGCGAUCUUCGACCUGCUCGCGCCGCCGCGCGUGACGUGCCCGUCGCGUCUCUCGCGUCUCACCAUACUCAACCUCGCGCACAACGGCGUGGACUCGAGCGUGUUCGUCGAGCUCAUGCGCACGACGCUCGCCGCGGAGCUCGCGCCGCUGCUCGACUGGGACGGGUCCGGGGCGAUGGUCCGCCUGUUCAGCGCGAUCGAGCGCAGGGGCAGCGUCGUGAUGAAGCGCAACGAGGAGGACGAGGUCUUGUGGGAGGCGAUCGGGGACAUGUCCGUGGAGGACCUCGAGGCGCUCGAGGCGCUGGACCCCACGCGGCCGCCGGCGAGUCUGCGCGACCCGACGACGGGCCAGAGCGUCGGGCUGCACGCGGUGGCCAUGGACCUCGUCCAGGCGGGGUUCCAUCCGCUGCAGCUGGAGACCCUGUUCGACAAGCUCAAGUACGUCUGCAAGGAGGUCAUCGAGAGCGUUGUGCGCGACUUCCACAUCUCCGUCCCGCUCUCGGCCGAGGCGUUCUGCAUCCCGGAUCCCACUGGCAGCCUCGAAUUCGGUCAGAUCCAUUUCAAGUCGACCAAGAACCUCAAGGACCCGCUCAAGGACAUGGACCCCAAGAUUGUUCUCGGCGACGUCUUGAUCUAUCGGAACCCUGUCCGCUCGCCUUGGGACGUGCAGAAGGUCACCGCUGUGCGAUGCGAAAAGCUCGCUCAGUACACGGACGUCAUUGUGCUCCCAGCGACCGGUCCCUGCUCGUUCGCUAGUAUACUGGCCGGAGGGGACGUUUGCGUUUGCAUCUACGAUUCCGAGCUCGUCGAGCCAUCCCCUCCGGACUUUAUGCAGAAAAACUUCGAAGACCAGAACGCGAUCCAGCAGGUCUCUGCCUUGGCAGCCGAGCUAGACGGCAUUCAAGAUCGCGACGCCCGUCGCCAGAAGCUGCAAGAAGUUCUGCUCAUGGGCCUUUCUGUGCCGCCUGUGGGGCAGUACUCGGUUUACCACGAGAACUCUGCGUUCGCAAACGGCUACGACGACCCGGAAACUCUGCGCCUCAACUGGAUGUUCACCACUAUCCUAGAUUCCCGGAAGACGGGCCACCGUGUGCGAGAGGAAGUAACGAAGAAGGACAAGAAGACGUACGACCGCCUCCGCCCGCCUUCUCUGCCGUCGAAGGGGGACGCGGAGUACAACAUGGUGCCCAUUAUCCGCAAAAAGCACCUCAAAUCGUUCGUGCUCGACGACCUGCACAAGGCGGGGAAGGAUAUGAAAGACGAGCGCCUGAAGAUGUACGAGGGGAUCCAGCAGGGGCACAAGGGCGGCAUUGGCGGCGACCGCCAUGACAAGGAGCUCCUCGCGCCGUACCUCCGCGCGGAGCCGCACCGCCUGCACCCUGCCCUGGCGCGGGACCUGGACGCGCUCGAGGCGCACAUCGAGAGCCACAUCAAAAAGUGGACGACGCUCUCUGCGAAGACGGGUGCUGCGAAGAAGGAGGGGCGCGGGAAGGGCGGCAAGGGCGGCAAGGAGGCUGCGGCGAGCAAGUCCGCGGAGACCCGGCGGGCGUACGACGAGCUCGCGCGGGAGUUCGCGGCGGGCCCGGACCUCCCCGCGGACUCGCUGCUGGUCGCGUUCGGGGACGUGGGCGGGCUGCGGGCGUCGUGGGCGUACCGGAAGAACGCCAAGUUCGCGUGGAGCGUCGCGUUCGGGGCGCUGUGCGCGAUCAAGGCCAGCACGCGCGAGCCGGCGGCGGUCGCGGGCGAGUUCGCGGAGCUGAUGGCGAUCCCGCAGAGCGCGCUGCGGGUGCUCGAGCAGGCCGGCUGCUGCAGCGCAGGACUAGGUCGUCGAGCGGGUCGGCAUACGAAAAGCAUCAUUAUGCCCACGCUGAAAGCCAGCCAAGGCAAGGCCCAGUCGGACGCGCGGGUGUUGAAGUGA
Epithele typhae is the source of this 3024-nucleotide messenger RNA. Its product is annotated as RNA dependent RNA polymerase-domain-containing protein. Gene Ontology annotation, molecular function: RNA-directed RNA polymerase activity. Bases 1 to 3024 code for a protein of 1007 amino acids. Lineage: Eukaryota; Fungi; Basidiomycota; Agaricomycetes; Polyporales; Epitheliaceae. The transcript has 13 exons. The record is from RefSeq and is a predicted model, not a curated record. Gene Ontology annotation, biological process: siRNA processing. Gene Ontology annotation, cellular component: nuclear RNA-directed RNA polymerase complex.